AAAAGAGCAUAAUGAAAACCAAUAAAAUGUAGAUCCCUGCACAUUCCAGAGAGUCAAAGAACAGAAGUAACCAAAUAAGCAACGCGCACGCAGAGGCGACCAGCCGCCGGCUUCAGACGCGCCUUCGAGAGCCGAAGCGGGACAGUCUGAGGCGUCGACUCCAGCUGUUCGGCAUACCGACGAGCGGCCAGAGUCGACGCCGGUUCCGGCUUCGUCGCCGGCUGCCCUCAAGGUCAUGCUUCUCUAUCCGGCCUCCUCGUUGGCCACUCAGGGCGACGCCGGCUGCAGGGACGCCGAUGCGAGGACGGCGCGCCGCAGCGCCGAGGCUGCGCCGUCCUUUUCCGAAAUCGGGAGGAGCCUGAGCCGCCGGCGGGAGACGUCCCUGCCGAACCUGACGGCGGUGCCCGGCAAGUCCGCCCUGGCUGGACGUGGCGCGGGCCGCACGGCGUCGCUCUCCUCCGCGACGGACAGGCGCGCCCGCUUCCGCGAUGCCCCCAUCGCCGAACUGGUGCUGCUUAGUCUGACGCAGCUUUCGUCCGGCAAGAGGAGCGCGGCACUGACACUGACGGCGGCGGCCGCCGCCUCGGCAACCAUGGUGCUGGCCGCCAUCAUAAUUUACGCGCUCUUCGCGCACUCGGACGCCGAGGAAGACGCGCCCGAGUCCGCGGGGUGCACUAGCGCCGACUGCCGACACCACGCGGCGCUAAUCACCAAUCGCCUUAACCUGAGCCUGGACCCGUGCCACGACUUCGCCGCGUUUGCCUGCUCGGCCUGGUCGCCGCCGGCGACGUGGCAGCACCGAGAGUUCCCUUCGGCGCGCGACGACGUCGUGCUCGCCUGGGCGCGCGACUUCGAGAACACUCUGGUCACGGGCUCCAGGUAGAGCGAAUCCACGUGCCUCUCAAAGUGCCGAUUGUUGAGGAAUGA
Molecule: messenger RNA, 927 nt
Organism: Dermacentor andersoni
Lineage: Eukaryota; Metazoa; Arthropoda; Arachnida; Ixodida; Ixodidae
Biological process (GO): proteolysis
Molecular function (GO): metalloendopeptidase activity
Source: RefSeq, a predicted model, not a curated record